This is a messenger RNA of Athene cunicularia (burrowing owl), 1626 nucleotides long. Its product is annotated as myelin protein zero-like protein 2. Gene Ontology annotation, biological process: cell-cell adhesion. The coding region runs from base 278 to 916 and encodes 212 amino acids. Gene Ontology annotation, cellular component: membrane. The transcript has 6 exons. The record is from RefSeq and is a predicted model, not a curated record. Lineage: Eukaryota; Metazoa; Chordata; Aves; Strigiformes; Strigidae.
GAGCAAAGGAAUAUGGGAAGCAGAAGAAAUUAAUCUUACCUUGAAAACCUCCCUGGUUUACCCACUGAGCUGCGCUGGCCCCACCUUACCUGUCGGUGCUCCCUGACUCAAGCAGGAAGAACUCGCAUUGAUUCGCAGGCCAAGCUGCGAGACAGAAUCAGCUCUACUGUGCUGGGAAGGCUUCGUGAGACUCCUCUUUCACCCGGUUAGCGAGAACCUGAAACAAAUUUCUCUUUCGAGCCCUGCUCAACCGGCGGCGGACGGACCCGCCUUCCCGAUGCAGGGCCCCGACGUGCUGGGCGCUGUGCUCCUCCUCGGGGUCCAGCUCCGAGCACUGUGGCCUGUGGCAGCCGUGGAAGUUCACACUUCCAGGGAGGUGGAUGCUGUGAACGGCACUAACCUGCGGUUAAAAUGCACCUUUUCCAGCAGCAGCCCUAUUAGCCAGCACCUAUCAGUGACUUGGAACUUCCAGCCCGAGGACCUGAGCUCUCAUGAGCCGGUAUUUUAUUAUCUGAAGGAGCCCUACAAGCUGUCUGCUGGACGGUUUAAAGAGCGAGUCACCUGGGAUGGGAAUAUUGAGCGUAAUGAUGUUUCCAUCGUUAUCUGGAAUUUGCAGCCCACUGACAAUGGGACGUUCACCUGCCAGGUGAAGAACCCACCAGAUGUUGAUGGCACAAUUGGUGAAGUGCGACUCAGAGUUGUGCAGAAAGUGCAUUUUUCAGAAAUCCAUUUCCUGGCAGUGGCCAUUGGGUCUGCUUGUGUUCUGAUGAUCAUUGUGGUGACAGUUGUGAUUAUCUGUCGACACCAUCGGAAGAAAGUGCAAGCGAAGAGGAUCGAGGUGGCAGACGCUGAACUCAGAGAAAAGGAGAAUCUGAAGAUUAGAGAAGAAAAGGAAGCCAGUUCAUUAGAAAACUAGAGGUCUUCAAUGGUCUAUACAAUGCAGGUACUUCUAAAGCAGAUGGUGAAAGCUUGUAAUUUUGUAUGUUAAAACAAAGCUGAAUUACAGACGCCUCAUGCUGUGAGCGUGGUAUCCCUGCUCAACCUGAAAUUCUUGCAAGGAAAGAGGAUGACAUUAGCAUAAAUUGUGUAUUUCCUUCACUGAAGCAAAGCAGGAGGAUCUUGCCCCAUGAACAAGGAACUUGCCUUAAUCUUCACACCUGCCGAAUGUGAAGAAGCUGCUCUGAAGAUGAAAAAAUGCCAAGAGACUUGAACAAAACGCAAAGAUAGCUGACUGAAGAGAGAUACUCAAAGUGUCUUGAGCAGAUGCACUCUUGCACCUUAAAAGCCACAAGGUGCAUAUGUGCUGCCGUAUUUUUCCUCCCUCAAACUCCCCUUUGACAUCACGAAAAGGAAGCCUGACUAUGUGGGGAUCAGAGGAGCAGCUGGUCGCUACAACGUACUUUUUAUCUCCUGGCUACUUUAGAUGGGAACUGUAACAGUUGGGGAAUGGAUGCUGUUUCUUAUUAGGGAAAAUUUACCCGUAGGUGUGUUUUUCAUAGUGAUCUCUUGCACCUUUGGUAGGCUUUGUAACCACGGUAGCUGAGGACACGGCCUCCUGUCCCCUCCUUUCCCCUCCCGCUCUGCCCGCGCGUCCCGGCGCUGCUGCCCUUGCCCCUCGGCUCCCCA